This is a messenger RNA of Lactuca virosa, 2709 nucleotides long. NCBI's taxonomy places the organism in Eukaryota, Viridiplantae, Streptophyta, Magnoliopsida, Asterales, Asteraceae. The record is from the annotation of a GenBank genome assembly.
GUUAUAGCCAACAAGGUGGUCUCUAGGACCAUUCAUCUCCAUAAACCUCUCACCUUAUCCCCCCAUCUUCUUCCCCUUCCUCCUCACUCGGUUCCGUCACUACCAUCAAACUCAUGGCGUGUUCUUCUUCCAUCAUAGGCGUAUCCGUAUACCACAAAAACCCAUCACUAGAACAACUCUCUAGAAAAAUCGCCGCCCCUGCCGCUCCCGUGCACCUUCCUCGUUCUGCCGAUAAAACCCACUUCACUUCCUUGAAAGUCACCUCUAGACUCAAACCUAACAGCGCAGGUGUCGGUGGUGGUUCUGCUUUUGUUACGUCGGCGACUGCCGCCCCCAAUUCUGUUUUGAGCGAGAACGCGUUUAAGGGUUUUGGUGUGUUCGAUGAAGAUAGCUCUUUGGACGAUAGCGACAGAGAGUAUAGUGAUGAGUCUGAAAGUGAAGCAUCAAUAGUUGAUGCUGGAAAUGUUGCUGAUGAUGACGAACUUUCAAUUACCAAAUUGGGUUUGCCCCAAAGGCUGGUUCAGUCUCUUGAAAAACGAGAAAUUACUAGGCUGUUCCCUAUCCAAAGAGCUGUAUUGGUCCCUGCACUAGAAGGUAGAGAUAUCAUUGCUCGAGCCAAAACUGGAACUGGGAAGACAUUAGCAUUUGGAAUUCCAAUAAUCAAAAGACUUACAGAAGACGAUGAAGAAAGGAUUUCUCCUAGGCGUGGUCAACGUCUUCCCAGAGUCUUGGUCCUUGCACCUACCAGGGAAUUGGCAAGGCAAGUAGAAUCAGAGAUCAAAGAGUCUGCUCCAUAUUUGAGCACUGUUUGUGUCUAUGGUGGUGUCUCAUAUAAUUCACAGCAAAAUGCAUUGUCUCGUGGAGUUGAUGUGGUGGUUGGAACACCAGGAAGACUUAUUGAUCUUAUUGACAGUAACACCCUAAAAUUGGGGGAGGUUCAGUUCUUGGUUCUUGAUGAAGCUGAUCAAAUGCUUGCUGUUGGUUUUGAGGAAGAUGUAGAACAUAUCUUGGAAAAACUUCCAUCACAGAGGCAAAGCAUGCUUUUUUCAGCAACUAUGCCUGGUUGGGUCAAGAAACUCUCUAGGAAAUAUCUUAACAAUCCCAUGACAAUUGAUUUGGUUGGUGAUCAAGAUGAAAAGCUAGCAGAGGGAAUCAAGCUGUAUGCUAUACCAACAACAUCAACUUCAAAGCGGACAAUACUUGGUGAUCUUGUAACGGUAUACGCAAAGGGUGGGAAGACCAUUGUCUUUACUCAGACAAAAAGGGAUGCAGAUGAGGUCUCAUUGGCAUUAACCAAUAGUAUAACUUCAGAGGCAUUACAUGGUGACAUAUCUCAACAUCAAAGAGAAAGAACACUUAAUAAUUUCAGACAGGGAAAGUUUACUGUGCUUGUUGCUACUGAUGUUGCUUCUCGUGGGCUUGAUAUUCCCAAUGUUGAUUUAGUUAUUCAUUAUGAACUACCAAAUGAUCCAGAGACAUUUGUGCAUCGUUCUGGUAGAACAGGGCGUGCAGGGAAGGUAGGGAAUGCCAUUUUGAUGUUCACAAAUAGUCAGAGGAGAACAGUUAAAUCUCUUGAGCGUGAUGUGGGAUGCCAUUUUGAGUUUGUAAGUCCGCCAGCUGUCGAAGAUGUAUUGGAGUCUUCUGCUCAGCAAGUUGUUGCCACCCUGGCUGGUGUUCAUCGGGAGUCUAUAGAGUUUUUCACUCCAACUGCUGAAAAGCUAAUUGAGGAGCAGGGUGCAAGUGCUCUUGCUGCUGCCCUUGCACAGUUGAGUGGCUUUUCAAAGCCUCCAUCAUCCCGUUCUCUUAUCACACAUGAACAGGGAUGGACUACAUUGCAACUGACACGGGAUCCUACUUUAUCGAGAGGGUUUAUGUCGGCUAGAACAGUUACUGGAUUCUUGGCUGAUGUUUAUUCAACUGCUGCUGAUGAACUGGGAAAAAUUCAUAUAAUUGCAGAUGAAAGGGUUCAGGGUGCAGUUUUUGAUCUUCCGGAAGAGAUUGCUAAAGAGCUACUAACUAAGGAUGUGCCACCUGGCAAUACGAUUAUAAAAAUUACAAAGUUGCCUGUAUUACAAGAUGAUGGUCCAGCAGGUGACUUUUAUGGUAGAUUUUCUAACAGAGAGAGAAGCUCACGAGGAGGAGGGUCACGAAGGGGAGGUGCUGGUGGUUCUCGUGGUGGUUGGGGUGGUAGCAGUCGAUACUCAUCAGAUGGCGAAGGGGAUAGCUACAGACGAGGCGGCAGGAGUGGCGGUGGCAGUAGUUGGUCUAGAGGCGGAGGCGGAGGCGGAUCAAGAACCGGUGGAGGUGGUGGUGGAAGUGACUGGCUAAUUGGUGAAAGACGAUCUUCAAGCACUUCAUCUUUUGGGGCAAGAAGUGGUUCUCGGACUAGGGACAGUAGGAACUUUGAUGGAGCAUGUUUCAACUGUGGACAAUCUGGGCACAGGGCAUCAGAAUGUCCCAAGAAGAGAGACUACUAGUCUUCCUAUUUAGAGUCUACACGUUCAUAGGUUUGUUUUAGAGGCUGCCACCUGCCAGGCUUCUUCAGACAAAUAGUUGAAUAGAAAUGAAAUGAAAAAAAAAAAAAGAAUGUAAGGUCUUUAGAUAGCUUUAGUAGGUAGCAGAAGCUUUAGCUGCAUUUUUGAUAUCAUGAUUUCUUCGUCUUAAAAUACAUCAUGUGAUAUGGAUUGUUAUUUCUUCUUGUAAUUUGGC